UGUUAUCUUUGCAUGGCAGAAAAUAAUGUUUAACAUCUACAACCCUAAUACAUCAACUACUAGCUCAGAGGUCCCUUGUAGCAGCGAUUUCUGUAGACAACCGGGGCAAUGCUCUUCUCAAGGUACUUGUGAAUAUCGUGUUAAAUAUAUCGAUAAUGACACUUCAUCUGGAAUCUUGGUGGAGGAUGUAUUGCAUUUAAUCACCGAUGAUGAUCAAGCAAAACCUGUCAAUGCUAAUAUUACAUUUGGCUGUGGACAAGUUGAGACUGGUUCUUCCUCGGACGGUGGAGUUCCUAAUGGUCUUUUUGGGCUUGGUAUGGACAACAUAUCGGUUCCCAGCAUCCUAGCAAAAAAAAACCUUACUUCAAAUUCUUUUUCUAUGUGUUUUGGAGCUGAUGCGGUUGGGAGAAUCAGUUUUGGAGAUAAAGGAAGCUCUGACCAAGGAAAAACACCAUUUAAUACUGGUAAAUAUCCAACUUACAAUGUCAGCAUCACUCAAGUAAAUGUAGGAGGAAAAGUUCAAAAUCUUGAAUUUAGUGCAAUUUUUGACUCUGGCACCUCAUUUACAUACUUGAAUGACCCAGCUUAUACACAUAUCUCUGAGAGUUUCAAUAAGCGGGCUUCAGCCAGACGAAAUACAUCCAAUCCUGACCUCCUCUUUGAAUAUUGUUACAACUUAAGGGCAAAUCAAACCAACGUAACAUAUCCUGUAGUGAAUCUGACAAUGCAAGGCGGAGACACUUUUUAUGUUAAUAAUCCAAUAGUAGUACUGAUCAAUGAGCAGGGUGAAGCUGUAAUAUAUUGUUUAGCCAUCAUCAAGAGUGAUGAUGUGAACAUCAUUGGACGUGAGUUUCUUUAUACAAUAAAUUUGCUUGUAAGAACUUGCUUUUUUAUUGAUUGAAUGACUUCUCAUGGUUUAAAUUUCAUUUAUUGUACUUCAGAAAACUU
This is a messenger RNA of Rubroshorea leprosula, 948 nucleotides long. The record is from the annotation of a GenBank genome assembly. NCBI's taxonomy places the organism in Eukaryota, Viridiplantae, Streptophyta, Magnoliopsida, Malvales, Dipterocarpaceae.